Messenger RNA from Perca flavescens (yellow perch), 4925 nucleotides. RefSeq names its product DEAD (Asp-Glu-Ala-Asp) box helicase 61 (gene ddx61). Lineage: Eukaryota; Metazoa; Chordata; Actinopteri; Perciformes; Percidae. Gene Ontology annotation, molecular function: RNA helicase activity; ATP binding; nucleic acid binding. The record is from RefSeq and is a predicted model, not a curated record. The transcript has 13 exons. Bases 868 to 2331 code for a protein of 487 amino acids.
GGAGGUCCUUUGGACGAAACAACCAGCCCAAAACGAGCGCGCGGCCAUGUUGAAUUGUCGAUAUUCCGAAAGAAGAGACAAAAGAGUGAAAACUCGGUGGAUUUCUCGAAACAGCGAGUAUUUACCUAACUUAAUUAAACAGUCGAUGAAACGUUAAGCAACAGGGAAGAUUGUUGGUGGAUGUAGCAAUGUGUAACCUGGAUUUUUUUUGUUGAACGGCAAUUCACAAAGCACUUUGCAGACUGUCAUCUCAAACUUUUGCUGCAGAAGUAAACGAAACCGGAAGAUAACCACAGACAUUUAAAGUGGACUGUCUAUGUUAAAGACACAAUUGCUGGAGUUACUUUUUUGAGCCAGUUUUGAGCCCCAGCAAAGACGUUUGAAGACUUUUUGAUGUCAAAGGAACAAAUCAUAAGAAUAGUCAGACGUGACGAAGCAGAUCAUAUUUUACUACUGGCCAUUUUGAAUGUAUAAACGAAGCACUUGGACUUAAAAAGCCAAGAUACUCAAAGGACACAAAGACAAUUCUGGAUCAUCGUUACAGCAAGGAUAAGAGUAAUCUGACAAACAAUUUUGAAACAAAGAGUGUGUUUUGGUCACAUAAUUGAUUUAUUUAUUCAUAUGAAUGUUAAUUUCUCCCUUUUUUGGAGAGUUGUCUUGUAAAUAGACAGAAUUCAUAAGCAGACCUCUUCUUUUCAAGAGGCCUGUACGUCAGAUAGUGUACACAAUACAUUCUUUAAAAAAAGAUUUUUUUUUUCUCCAGCUUUUAGUAUAUAUUUUUUUUUACACUGGUGCAUUAAGCAAGAUAUCAGUAAAAGAGGCACACUGAGGCACAUAACACACUGAGGAAAAUUGCCAGUUAUUGUGAUGGCUACAGCAAGAACAGCAAACCCAGCACAGAUGAUAGGACUGAACAAACCAGCAAAUGGGCAACUCAGAGGACAGGCAGCACUUCUUGCAGCUGCCCAACAGUCCAGUGCCCUCCAGAAAAGGACCAGCAUUCCUCAAAGCAGUGGGGGUAUCAAGUUUGGUGAUGACUGGAAGAAGUGCCUGGAGCUUCCUCCAAAAGACACCAGGAUGAGAACCGCGGAUGUGACAUCAACUAAGGGAAAUGAAUUUGAAGACUACUGCCUAAAGCGGGAACUGCUAAUGGGAAUCUUUGAAAUGGGAUGGGAGAAACCGUCCCCUGUCCAGGAGGAGAGCAUCCCUAUCGCUUUGUCAGGCAGAGAUAUUUUGGCUCGGGCCAAGAAUGGCACGGGAAAAAGUGGAGCCUACCUCAUCCCUCUCCUGGAGAGGAUAGACCUGAAGAAGGAUCACAUACAGGCCAUAGUUAUGGUGCCAACAAGAGAGUUGGCCCUGCAAGUGAGCCAGAUCAGCAUUCAGCUCAGUAAGCACCUAGGAGGGGUUAAGGUCAUGGCUACCACGGGUGGCACCAACUUGAGGGAUGACAUCAUGCGUCUUGAUGAGACAGUGCAUGUAGUGAUUGCUACACCAGGCAGGAUACUAGACCUGAUCAAGAAGGGUGUGGCGAAAAUGGAUAAGGCCCAACUGAUUGUGAUGGAUGAGGCAGAUAAACUGCUGUCCCAGGACUUUGUGGUCCUGAUUGAAGAUAUAAUCAGCUUCAUGCCAAAGGACCGUCAGAUCCUGCUUUACUCUGCCACUUUCCCAAUCAGUGUGCAAAAAUUUAUGAACAAACACCUGAAGAAGCCUUAUGAGAUCAACUUGAUGGAAGAACUGACCUUGAAGGGCAUUACUCAGUACUAUGCCUACGUGACUGAAAGACAGAAGGUCCACUGCCUCAACACACUCUUUUCUAGGCUUCAGAUCAACCAAUCUAUCAUCUUCUGUAACUCCACCCAGAGAGUUGAGCUUCUGGCCAAGAAAAUCACCCAACUGGGUUAUUCAUGCUUCUACAUUCAUGCAAAGAUGAUGCAGGAAUACAGGAACCGUGUGUUCCACGACUUCAGGAAUGGAUUGUGCAGAAACUUGGUCUGCACAGAUCUAUUCACUCGGGGAAUUGAUAUUCAGGCAGUAAAUGUGGUCAUCAACUUUGACUUCCCAAAAAAUGCAGAGACCUACCUGCACCGCAUUGGCAGAUCAGGGCGUUUUGGUCAUCUGGGUCUGGCCAUCAAUCUGAUAACUUCAGAGGACCGCUACAACCUGAAGAACAUUGAGGAUCAGCUUGUCACGGACAUAAAGCCCAUCCCCAGCAGCAUUGAUAAGAGCCUGUAUGUGGCAGAGUUUCACUCUGUUGACCCAGAUGAUGAUGAUGAUGAGAAUGACUAUGAUGACCAUGGUGGAGCCAAAAACAAGGAACUGGGAGGAAUCUGAGUGAAUGGAGAAACGCGGCGCCUGGCAUUCAUGAUACAAUAUUGGCUAUGCAUCCCACAAGAUUCCAAGUCAUGAUUUCUGUUCCCUAGUUUGUCACCCAAAUGGUCUAUUUUAGGUUUCUUUUCAUUCCCAUUUUGAGUCUACAGCAAUCUCCAGUUCUGUCUGUGCAUAUGUUAGUAAACGGAUAUCUUCCCACUGCCACUUCAAUCAGUUGAUCUUUCUGCCACACUGCCAGAGAUGGUCACUGUACAUGUGAUUUGGGCUAUUGCUUAAGUCUGUCAUUGAACACAGCCACUCUUGACAAUAGAUGGACAUUGUCAUCGAUUGUUGUUUUUUUUGUUUGUUUUUUUUGGUACUUUGCUGUAAGAAUGAAAAUGUGAAACCAAAGUUAGACUUACAGGAUAGAGCCCAGCUCACGUCCUUGCUGUGCAGAUGAACUACAUAUGGCAGUGUGCACGCCCUUCUGCCAUUCCUUUUGAGAAGAUGCUUUAAAGGAAACUCCUUUUUUUUUUUUUUUUUAAACAAUUUACACUCAGUGGCUACUUUAUUUAGAUGGCCUGAAUUUUUUUGUGCCAUGGAUUCAACAAGGUGCUGGAAACAUUACUUACACAAGUUCAUGUUGAGAUGAUGGCCUCAUGCAGUUGCUGCAGAUUUGUCAGCUGCCCAUUCAUGCUUCAGAUUUUGUUUGUUUAACCCCAUCGUAAACGUGUUGUGUUGAAUUGAGAUCUGGAGACCAUUUCUGUAGACUCAUUGUCAUGUUUGAGGUAAUGUGUUUUGUGAUGUGGCAUGAUGUUCUGCAAAGAAAUGGUGAUUAGAAGAUGGUUGGCCUGUGGUCAUAAAGGGAUGCACAAGGGACAGGAACAAUACUCAAGACGUUUGCAUUUAAACGAUGCUGUUUAUAUUGAAUGGGCAAAAGUUACAUUUACAUUACACCGCCACCAUCAUCCUGAAAUGUUGAAUUAAUCUUUACACCAAAUUCUGACCCUACCAUGUGCCUCUUGCAGCAGAACUCGACAUUCAAAAGACCAGGCAACAUUUUUCCAAUCAUCUGCUGUGCGGUGUUGGUGAGCCUGUCUACUCUUGCUUCAAUUUUCUUUGUCGGCGUACCUCUGCUGUAACAUGGUUUUGUUACAGUCUCCUUCCCGUCAUUCUCCUCAUUAACAAGGCACUUUUGCCCUCACUGUGUGUGUGUGUGUGUGUGUGUGUGUGUGUGUGUACCCUAUAGACUUGUAUGUGAAAAUCCCAGGAGAUUAGCACCAGCAAUCAUUCCACUGGCAGUCACUUAAAUCCCAUUUCUUCACUAUUCUGAUGUUUGGUCAGAACAACUGAACGGUUUGACCAUGUCUGCAUGCUUUUAUGCAUUGAGUGGCUGAUUUUAGAUACUUGCAUCAAUGAGGAGUUGUACCUAAUAAUGUAGCCACUGAGUUAAGUUUUGAUUAUCAUUCCAUGUUGGUCAUAAAAAACAUUUUGCCCACCAAAACUUGGGGAUGCAGUGGUAAAAUGAGGUACAUUGUACACAUAUCCAUAGUCUAACAAUAUUAACAUCCUUCAAAAGGUAACCAAAGUUGGAAGAGUAGACAUAGAAUUAUUUAAUAGAUGGCUUCAUAAACCAAAAUGACCACUUUGCUCCAACUGAUUAAAAGCAGGCUGCUAUGGUGCUCCAGCACAGAGCAUCUGAAACAGUGUUGCGGAUUGUCAACUUGCUAGUUUUUUCAUAUUAUAGUAUUUACUACAGAACACAUUUAAAUAUGACCGUGUAAUGUCAGUGACACUAUAGUGCAUUUUGUCAAAGCACAGGUCCAAUAGCGACCACAAGUCAGUAUUUAAUUGUGAAAUUUCUUGUUUCCUUUUUAAGCCAUAGCACCAGGCAGCAUUUUCUCAGGUAUUGAGGUUAUUGGUAAUUAACAAGAGGGGCCUAGAUUCUGAGUCCCUUCUUCCCUCCAAAGUGCCUUAGUCUAACGUCAAACCUGUACUUAGCCCAGGCUCUUGUCCCAAGAUUGUAUUGAAGGUAAAAUGGCACCCAAACGAUUUCUUAUUAGUUUAUCAGUUUUGAAAGCACAGUUAUAGUCUGAAGGAUUUGCAGUUUUUCCUUAUUUGUAAGAAAUGAAUUUGUUUCAUUAGGAAUUGUAAACAUGACCAGUUGUUACUAUAUUACAUCAUUGGACUUCCUGACUUCAGCACAAAAAAUACAUGUUAAAAUUUAAAACAAUACUGUGAAAUUUUCAGCCGACUUUUUCUUGGCUGACCAUUACGUUACUGCCAAGCACGAGCAGGGAAGGGACCCAUGAGUGUGCCCUCUUCUAAAGCAUCUGAAGUAGUAAUUAGCCCUAAUGUUCUUAACCUCGAACUCUGCAGUACCCUUGUUGAUAGAUUUUGGUUCCCCAAUUCUUUUAGCCUCAGCACAGGCAGCAGCACAUGACCAUUUUCUGAGUGGAUUUGUAACCUGAGACCCUUUGUUCCAUCACUGUAUUCUGAAGAAAUGACUACCUUCAUGACUUGAUGUCCAGAUGCUUUAAGUAGACAGACAGCCAACAAUUUUCUGUUAAAUGUGUCCAUGCCAGCGCCUAAAACAAAUUAAAGUCUAACUGACUAAC